UCUGCAAUUGUUACAGCCGGAGCAUGCUGGGGCUAAUAAAUCCCCACAGUUUGACAUCCUUAUUACCCUCAACAAUCGAAAGAUCCAGAGAAUCACUGUAGGGCAGCAGUAACGGAACAGAGAUGUGGUUAACGUCCGCUCACAGCUGCUGUUGGCUUCUUGAUUUGUCUCAAGAAGUGGCCACAUUUGAUCUAUGGUUGGAAACUGCAGGGACUUGGGAAGUAUUGGAGAAAGAGUUGAAGUAAAAAGGGGCAUCGAAAUGAGGCUAAAAAGUAAAUUAGACAAAUUCCAGACUAAUGACGGACUGUGGUGACAAAUGGAGACCUUCAAUCAUCAACUGAACACUUACAUACAGUCAUGGAUGGGUCCCAGAGAUCAGCGGGUGAAGGGAUGGCUGCUGUUGGACAACUACCCGCCAACCUUUGCACUCACAGUCAUGUACCUUCUGAUUGUGUGGAUGGGACCCAAGUACAUGAAGCACCGGCAGCCGUACUCCUGCAGAGGCCCCAUGGUGCUCUACAAUCUGGGCCUCACGCUCUUGUCUUUCUACAUGUUCUAUGAGCUCAUCACUGUUGCGUGGUAUGGUGGCUACAACCUCUACUGCCAGAACACUCACAGUGCACCGGAAACAGAUAAUAAGAUCAUGAAUGUCCUGUGGUGGUAUUACUUCUCCAAGCUCAUUGAGUUCAUGGACACGCUUUUCUUCAUUCUACGAAAGAACAAUCACCAGAUCACGUUUCUUCACGUCUACCACCAUGCCAGCAUGCUGAAUAUCUGGUGGUUUGUUAUGAACUGGAUUGCCUGCGGCCACUCGUACUUCGGUGCAGCCGUCAACAGCUUUGUCCACGUUGUGAUGUACUCGUACUAUGGCCUCUCCGCCAUCCCAGCCAUAAGGCCGUACCUUUGGUGGAAGAAAUAUAUCACACAGUUUCAGCUGAUCCAGUUCUUUUUAACCAUGUUCCACACAUCCUGGGCUGUCAUUUGGCCGUGUGGCUUCCCCUCGGGGUGGCUGUACUUCCAAUUCACUUACAUGGUCUCGCUCAUUAUCCUUUUCUCAAACUUCUACAUUCAGACGUACAAGAGGCAAAGCAUUUUAAAGAAGGAGCAACAGAACGGCUCUGCUCUAUCGAGAAAUGGACAUGCGAAUGGGACACCGUCUACGGAGAGCACUGCACACGAGAAACUGAGGGUGGAUUGACAUUUGAGAACCCAUCACCCGUCACUCGAAGCUCACUGUAGUCUGUUAGCUAAUGCUGCUAGAGGGUGCAUGAACCUUCUUAUCUAGAAGAGUCUAGAGUCACUAGAGAUAGAAAAGCCAUACCCAGAUGUCAACAGAGACUGUCCCUGUUUCAGGUCUCUGUGCUACACAUGGCAGUGAAUAAUGAAGUCGUUAGAGCUAAAGGGCAAGAGAUUUGUAGUAGGGCCGGGUUUAAAUAAAGAUAGUUUGAAUUCAGCUAGAUUCUAAAUGAUCUGAUAUAAAAAUUAUAAACUAAGCCAUUUAAAAUAUUGAAACGAGACAAAAACAAAGCCAUAUGUAAGUUAGAAAUAUGUACAGAAAUAUCCAAGUGCUAAAAACAGGUCAGCUGUUUUUAGCACUUGCAUAUGCUAUUACCUAGAUGGAAGAAAAUCUCCACAGGCAUGUACAGAAAUGAAAGAAAUACCACAAAUCUCCAAAACCAAACAAUAAAUGCAGAAAUAUGCAAUUGUCCCUGGAGACCAAAAAAACCCACCGGAGACGCUAUUUGCAAUAAAUGUUCCACCCAAUUCUCUGCGUGCACGUUUAGGUAUGUGUUAUUUACACUGGCUGCCUGGUGAUGUGCUUUAAAAGCUGCUGUUUAUAAUACACUGAACAUAUGUACUCAUGGUUUUUAAUGCAAUAGAUUUGUUUACCUGCAGUAAAGAAAGCACUAAUUAACAAUCAUCGAUCAUGUAAACAUUUUUUUUUUUUCUAAAUGCACUAGGUUCCUUGUACAAUUUACAGCAUCAAUUUGGUGUGUUAUGAAUUGGAUUUGAAUAGAGUAGCAAUACCCAGUGCUAUAUUGUAGAAUGGUUGACACUGCACAGUAGUCCCUCCUCAGGAAUACAAUAUAUUGUAUACAUACUGCAAUAGAUACAUUGACUCAUUCAAUGAUGCUUUACACGCAGAUCGUCCAAAGAUGAGAGCUCCAGUAGGUGUGUUUCAUUACAUUCAGUGACAUCAACCUAAGGGACAAUUAAAACAACACAGUGCUUAUGGUCCUUAAUUUGUAACUAGAGCAUGUAGCUUGUGUCUUGCCUUAUCUCAUUCCUGCCUGUGCUGUUACAUAAUCCUGAAUUUUGCCCUGUGUAAAACUGAAAGGCAUUUUUAUCGCAGGUGGUAGCAGCAGAAGUUGCAUUUUGCUGUAGAUUUGCAGUGCAGGGUCUCCAGUUGGGAAUAUAGAGCCAUUUAACCAAAGCAUACUGUGUGCAAUGAUUUGUUUCAAGACACAAUGUUGGUUGCAGUAGUUUAUGAGCACAAUUCAAACUCCAGUCCACAUUAACACCCCCAUCCACACAGUUAUGUCCACUGCAGCAAUAUCCAGUAAAUUAGUUUACAGCUUGAAUUCACUGAUAUGAAUUAUUUAAUUCAUAAGAAGCGAAAUCUAGUAGGUCUGCGAUGUUUAUAAGUAACUAUUUAGGUAUCAAAUUUAUCAGGCCAGUAUAAUCAUACUGAAUAAUUCAGCAAUGAAUACUCAACUACAUUAUACACACAAAAAGGGUAGAUUGACACAUUGUGGAUCAUAGAAAUAGACACAAGGUCCAUUUAGUUGAUGUUUUGGAGCCUCUACUUGUCACAUUUAACAACAGAUGGAUUUCUCCCAGGUGGAAGAUCACGUGUUUUUGUUUGUUUGUAUGUUUGUUUGGGGUUUAUUUUUUGAGGCUAUAUGUUAACAGGGUGCCUUCUGGACCAGUUGAUUUAGUUUCUAAUGUAGCAUCUUUCAUCUUUUCAAUAUUCUAAACACAUGUCCAUUUCAGAAUAAUAAGCUAUGCGUUGGAUGUCCUGUUAAAAUCCUGUGCCUAACUCUUUAUUUUCCUUUUUGUCUUUUUUUUUUUAUUAUCUCUUCAAAAUGUUCUCAAUGCUCAGGCUGUUUAACUGGCACAUACUUAACACAACAGCAACGUGUAUCUCAAGUUUAAGGGAUCGGGUUAUAAUUGAAUUAGUUAAGAAUAUCAAUACCACUUUCAUAUAUGAUGAGGUAUGAUGGUUUUCUCACAAACUGCUCAGAAAGAAAGUGAACAAUUAACAUGUCAGAUGAUUUCUUAAACAUUACUAUUUAAAAAGGGCACAGUUUCUCAUUUGAGGCCAUUAACACGAUUUCUUUGUGAAGUAAAAACAGUAGUCGUUUCAUGAGAAUGUUUUUUAUGGGUACUCUAUUUUCCUUUCAGGGUGAUAGAGAAAACAAAGAUGUUUGAAUUAUGAACUGUGAAUCGGACACCCUGGCUGUGACCGCGUUGCUCGACCAAGCUGAUUGAAUUUAAUGAGACUGUGUGGCCUUAACCAUUGAAUGAGCAUGACAUGUUUUUCAAAUGCACACGUAACCUACUUUCUUGUUCGCUGCAUUUGAAAAUAAUCUGAGUAAUACAUCCAGAGCCACAGUUUCUCUGAUUGAUCAAUCUGGUCCACUGAUGUUCAGAUUACACAAAAAGAUGUUGACAAACACGGACCAUUUCUACCCAGAAAUUUAACUAGAGGUCUUUUGUUGAAUUUCCAUAUACAUCUUGGUCAUCUGGUACAGUUCCUCUGUUGUGUGCCAGGUGACAGUGGUGGAGCUAAUAUUUAAGAGCAGGACUAACAUACAGGUAUCAGGUAUAUUACAUACAUUUUAUAUAAUAUUAUAAUUAUAUUUUUCUGAAAUCUGGGAUAAGUAGGUUGACAUGUUGUAACUCAUGAUUUAUUCUAUUUUAAUGCAUUAAAACCCGAUUGUAAA
Pleuronectes platessa (European plaice) is the source of this 3947-nucleotide messenger RNA. It is a transcript of the gene elovl5, whose product is annotated as ELOVL fatty acid elongase 5. Gene Ontology annotation, molecular function: fatty acid elongase activity. The transcript is spliced from 8 exons. The record is from RefSeq and is a predicted model, not a curated record. Gene Ontology annotation, biological process: sphingolipid biosynthetic process; fatty acid elongation, polyunsaturated fatty acid; fatty acid elongation, saturated fatty acid. Bases 317 to 1198 code for a protein of 293 amino acids. Lineage: Eukaryota; Metazoa; Chordata; Actinopteri; Pleuronectiformes; Pleuronectidae. Gene Ontology annotation, cellular component: endoplasmic reticulum membrane; endoplasmic reticulum.